AUGACGAGCAACAACAAGGAGUCGGGUGUCUUCUCGGACGACACCCACAUUCCCAAAGACGGCACAAUCUCCCCUUCAACAGAUCGUGGAGAGCCUCAAAUUUCCUCUGUCGGCGAGAUCUUACAAUCACAGGGUGUCGCCCGCAUGGAGGCAGUCUACCGUGAAGCCAAGCAGAACCGCAUCUCACUCUACCUCGUCGGGCUUUCCGUCCUGGUCUGCGCCUGGGCCUAUUCCCUGGACAGCUCGACAACCUCCUAUUACAGCAUCGACGCCUCGUCCUACUACAAACAGCACUCGUCUAUACUCUCUACCCUGUCGAUCGCCACGAGCAUUAUCUCGGCCGUCUCGAAGUCCUUCAUCGCCAAGAUCUCCGACAUCACAUCUCGCCCGUACACGUACAUCGUCACAUUACUCUUCUACGUCAUCGGCUAUGUAAUCGCUGCCUCAAGUACAUCAAUCUCAGCCUACGUUGUCGGCGAAGUAUUCGUCUCCAUCGGAUCCUCGGGCCUCGACCUCACCAACGACAUCAUUGUCGCUGAUUUGACCCCCCUGGAAUGGCGCGGCUUCGUCAGCUCACUACUCUCGGCCCCCUUCAUCAUUAAUACCUGGUUCGCCGGCAAGAUUGUUGACGCGAUGCAGGCUCGGAAUCAGUGGAGAUGGGGCUAUGGCAUGUUUGCCAUCAUCAUGCCCGCUGCUCUCGGUCCCGCGAUUGCUACGUUGCUGUACCUCGACAGAAAAGCGAAGAAGGACGGUCUCGUCAACCUGGCCUCUUCAAACGCGGCACGUCGUGCUGCGAGAGGGAUGGCUAAGGAGAAGGGAUACAGUGGACCGCAUGGUGCUAUUGUGGCACCAGCUGCUGAGCCGGCGGGCACUUGGAUGGAAGGCCUCAGGCGAAACCUGAUCGAAAUCGAUGCGCUUGGUCUGAUACUCUUGGGCUUCGGCUGGAGCUUGCUCCUUUUGCCAUUCAGCCUCAAGACCUAUGCGGAAUAUGGCUGGAGGAACCAAUCACUCAUUGCUAUGAUGGUGGUGGGAUGUAUCUUGCUCAUCGCAUAUGUGGUUUACGAGAUUAAGUGGGCCAAGGUACCGAGCGCACCUCGUAGAUUGGUCAUGAAUAAGACCUUCUUGAUGGCCAUUGUUAUCGAUUCUUUCUACAUGUUGGCUGGCAACAUGCGUGGUUUGUACUGGUCAUCUUACGUCUACAUCGCGAAGCCUUGGUCCUCGCAAGACUGGGUGUACUACAACAACACACUGACACUUGCGCUCUGCAUCUUUGGCAUGGUCGCGGGUCUGCUUCAGCGAUGGACUCACCGUUACAAGAUGCUGCAGAUUUUCGGCCUUUGCAUCAAAAUCAUCGGCAUAGGCAUCAUGAUCGAUGGUCCCCGAGCCACCAACUCCACCGCCCCAAUGGUCAUCUCACUGAUCAUGGUCGGUGCCGGCGGUGCUUUCUCGGUUGUCGGCUCUCGCGUGGCAUCUCAGGCUUCCGUGCCGCACCAAGACGUUGCCUUGGCCAUAGCAUUGCUUUCACUGUGGUCCAAGAUUGGCAGCUCUAUUGGCAGUGCCAUCGUCGCUGUCAUUUGGGCCGACAAGAUGCCUAAACUCUUGCGCGAGUUCCUCCCCGCAACAGCGACUGACAAGGAUGUCAAGACUCUCUUCGGCAGCGUCCGCACCAUUCGCACCAAGUAUGCAUUCGAUGACCCGAUGAGACAAGGUGCUAUCGAGGCGUACCGACGGACAUUGUAUUACUGUCUGGUGCCAGCUUUAGCCCUCGCAUUCGUUCCUCUCAUUGCUGCGCUCUUCCAGACCAACUUCUACCUGGGCAAGCAGCAGAAUGCUGUCACUAAUGUCGGAAACGAUGGUCAAGUUUUAAAAGAGGAACAUCGCAACCCAGAGGCUUUGCCCCCACCAAAGAACAAGAAGGAGGCGUUCCUGAGGUUCUGGGCCGGACACAAAUAA
Molecule: messenger RNA, 1953 nt
Organism: Colletotrichum godetiae
Lineage: Eukaryota; Fungi; Ascomycota; Sordariomycetes; Glomerellales; Glomerellaceae
Product: major facilitator superfamily domain-containing protein
Exons: 2
Coding region: 1-1953 (650 amino acids)
Biological process (GO): transmembrane transport
Cellular component (GO): plasma membrane
Molecular function (GO): transmembrane transporter activity
Source: RefSeq, a predicted model, not a curated record